UGCUGUUUUCUCACCGCUGUGAAGAAGAACUCAACCGACAGAAAUGCUGCCGUUGCUGUUGCUACUGGUUCUCUCCUCAGCCAGUCCUCAGGACCAGCCACCAGAUGAAAGUGGUAGGAGGGGAAAUGUCUCCUCCCUGAACCUCGAUCCAGCGCAUGAUGUUGCUAAAAUCGAAGCUAACGUGUCCGUCUCAAUGGUCCGACGUGUUCUGGCUUCUAUUGCACUCAAACACAAACGUCCAGUAAACGUGACGCUGCCAGAGGUUGGUGAUACAGGAAAACUGCGAUGGGAAAAAUGGAACGGUUCCCUUCCUAAUGGAUCUGUUUCCAUUUACAACAGCUACGCUGAUCGCAUCGACUACAUCUGCAAAGUCGGAUGCAAUUCUGGUUUUUACAACCCCAGAAUGGGCCCUUACUGUCACUACCCAAAUAAGAACAAAGAGAAUCUUUCCUCCUCUUUUCAAAUCCUUGUGAAUGAAGAUAAUUUUGAAAUUGUGGUGUGGAAGGAAGGUUCUUAUGGUUCUGUCCCAAAGAAUUCAAUCAGAACCUGCUCCAGUGAGGAAAUGUAUGUAGGGAAGAACGAGUACGGAUUGGGGAAGGUUGAUCCAAAGGAUCAAUGUUUUUAUCUUCCCUGGAAAGGGAAGCAGUAUUGGUACAGGAGCUAUGAGGUUCUGACCCAAGUGAAGGCUGAAGAAGAUUUAAUCUCUGAUGUCAAGUAUAACAUCAAACAUGAUAAAAUUUUCAAAGAACCUCCAAAAACCUUGAGAAGCUCAUUUGUUAAAAACCUUUCCCACAUGAAUGUGACGAAGACGGUUUCUCUGACGCAGACCACCACCGAUCAGAGACGGUGGGACUGCAGCCAUGCCUUCACAGUCGGUAUAAGAACAACCAUGAAAACAGGAAUUCCCGGCAUUGUGGAAGGACAUGUUGAAAUCAAUGCAGAGACGACUCAUACGUUCUCACGUGGAAAUACCUGGACAGAGCAGAUCUCCCACUCUGUGACGUUACAGCUUACCGUACCACCAAACCACAGCUGCAACGUAAAGAUGGUUGGUUAUCAGUACAGGAUGGACAUUCCCUUC
Messenger RNA from Poecilia latipinna (sailfin molly), 1081 nucleotides. Its product is annotated as natterin-4-like. The transcript has 3 exons. The record is from RefSeq and is a predicted model, not a curated record. NCBI's taxonomy places the organism in Eukaryota, Metazoa, Chordata, Actinopteri, Cyprinodontiformes, Poeciliidae. The annotation marks the transcript as partial.